This is a messenger RNA of Annulohypoxylon maeteangense, 939 nucleotides long. RefSeq lists its product as uncharacterized. The transcript has 2 exons. Gene Ontology annotation, biological process: intracellular mRNA localization; ribosomal large subunit biogenesis. The record is from RefSeq and is a predicted model, not a curated record. NCBI's taxonomy places the organism in Eukaryota, Fungi, Ascomycota, Sordariomycetes, Xylariales, Hypoxylaceae. Bases 40 to 633 code for a protein of 197 amino acids. Gene Ontology annotation, molecular function: mRNA binding. Gene Ontology annotation, cellular component: preribosome, large subunit precursor; nucleolus.
CUUCAAGUUGCCUCUCGUCGCAACUCCACACGACUCAAGAUGGGACCAUCGCGAACGAAAACAGUCAAGAACAAACAUGCGGCGAAUAAGUCCGGCAUCAGCUCUAGCAAAUUGUCGAAAGGAGGCCCGCCAGAUGGCGUCAGCAAAUCAAAACGGAAGGGUCCGGUUCUUUCGAAGCAGGUGAAGGGUAAAGGUCUCGCCGACCUGCUCAAGAAAAAGAAGAAGAAGGUCUACACCGAGAAGGAACUAGGAAUUCCGGAAUUGAAUAUGGUGACACCCGUCGGAGUUACGAAACCCAAAGGGAAGAAGAAAGGCAAGGUCUUUGUGGACGAUAAGGAGAGCAUGAACACAAUACUUGCCAUGGUGCAAGCGGACAAGGAUGGCGAGAUCGAAUCUAAAAUGAUCAAGGCUCGACAGAUGGAGGAGAUUCGCGAGGCGCGAAGAGUGGAGGCGGAAAAGAAGGAAGAAGAGAAGAAGGCGAAGCUCGAUCAGACCAAGGAAUCAUUGAGGAGAAAGAGAAAGAGGACAAAUAAACCUAAUGAAGACGACGCCGAUGAUGCUGUAAUCAAAGAGGCCACCACCUCUGGAACGAGGGCUGCGAAACCGAAAAAGAAGAGAGUGUCGUUCGCCUAGGGCCUAAGAGAGUCAGAUGAGUUUCUAUAUUUCUAGGCGGCGUUUGGGCGUUGAUUCGGGCUAUUCCUGAGAGCUUUCAUAUAUGAGAUUAGCAUCAAGGCAUUUUCAUGAUACCCUGAAAACGAAGUUGACCGAAUCUUGGUGUCUGUGUACGAGACGAUUUGCAAUGGAUUUAUGUGCUUUUCACUUGCGGUCAUGCCCAGAUAUUGCUGGGCGCGAUGAUAUGCUAUGCUUCACGACCAUAUGGGCCUUUCGUGUUUGGAAGUUGAUGGUUCUCCCAUUUGAAAAGGGGUUGCUGUGUCGAAC